Molecule: messenger RNA, 3777 nt
Organism: Gadus macrocephalus (Pacific cod)
Lineage: Eukaryota; Metazoa; Chordata; Actinopteri; Gadiformes; Gadidae
Gene: ext2
Product: exostosin glycosyltransferase 2
Exons: 15
Coding region: 186-2345 (719 amino acids)
Cellular component (GO): membrane
Molecular function (GO): glycosyltransferase activity
Source: RefSeq, a predicted model, not a curated record
AGAAUCACAUUAUGCUUGCAGUAAGAAGAAGAGUGGGACUUCCGCUGAGAAACACCGUUAGCAAUCUUCAUAAUCCUUGCAAUGAUUUUUUUUCUGUUCAUGAGAUUGCUAUGAAUUGACACCGACAUUUAUCGACAGUUAUCCUGUCAAACGUGGAAGUUGGCUGGGAUUUAUCCGAGUGAGGGAUGUGUGCCUCUGGAAAGUAUAGCUCGCGGGGUCCGGCUCUCAUCCCACGGAUGAAGACCAAGCACCGCAUAUACUACAUUACCCUGUUCUCUGUGGUCCUGCUGGGACUCAUCGCCACAGGGAUGUUCCAGUUUUGGCCGCACUCCAUUGAGUCUACGGCCGACUGGACCUUGGACAAACGCAGUGUCCACGAUGCACCAUUGGUGCGCCUCCCUGUGUCUAGUCCAAUACCCGAAAGGGGGGACCUCAGUUGUCGUAUGCAUACUUGUUUUGAUGUUUACAGAUGUGGCUACAACCCUAAGAACCGAAUCAAGGUGUACAUCUACCCGCUCCAGAGGUUAGUGGACGAGGUGGGCGUGCCCAUUAGUAGCACGGGUCUAUCCAGGGAGUAUAACGACCUGCUCAGUGCCAUCUCUGACAGCGACUUUUACACUGACGACGUGACCAGAGCCUGCCUCUUUGUGCCGUCUAUCGAUGUGCUGAACCAGAACUCCCUGCGCAUCAGAGAGACUGCCCAGGCCUUGGCCAUUCUGCCUAGAUGGGACAGGGGAAUGAAUCACCUGCUCUUCAACAUGUUACCCGGAGGGCCUCCAGACUACAACACAGCCUUGGAUGUGCCCAGGGACAGAGCACUGCUAGCCGGUGGGGGAUUCUCCACAUGGACCUACAGACAAGGCUAUGAUGUCAGCAUCCCCGUGUACAGCCCCCUGUCUGCAGAUGUGGAGCUGCCUGAACGACAGCCGGGGCCACGCCGCUACUUCAUCCUGUCCUCCCAGACGGCCAUCCACAGGGAGUACCGCGGGGAGCUGGAGCGCCUGAAGGAGGAGAACGGCGAGGCGCUGCUCCUGCUGGACAAGUGCAGCAACCUCUCCCAGGGGGCGGCCUCCGUACGCAAGCGCUGCUACAAGAGCCAGGUGUACGACUACCCGCAGGUCCUCCAGGAGUCCUCGUUCUGUGUGGUUCUGCGCGGGGCUAGGCUUGGCCAAGCGACCCUCAGUGACGUACUGCAGGCCGGCUGUGUUCCCGUCGUCUUGGCUGACUCCUACAUCCUGCCCUUCUCAGAGGUCCUGGACUGGAAGAGGGCAUCAGUGGUUAUUCCAGAAGAGAAAUUGCCUGAAAUGUACACCAUUCUGAAGAGCAUUCCUCACAGACAGGUGGAAGAGAUGCAGAGACAGGCUCGAUGGUUCUGGGAUGCCUACUUCAGCUCCAUGAAGGCCAUUGGCAUGACAACCCUUCAGAUCAUCAACGACCGCAUCUAUCCGUAUGCUGCGCACACGUACGAACAGUGGAACAACCCACCUGUGGUGAAGUGGUCCAGUGUCAACAGCCCCCUGUUCCUGCCCCUCAUCCCUCCACGCUCCCCGGGCUUCACAGCAGUGGUGCUGACCUACGACCGCAUCGAGAGCCUGUUCCGGGUCAUCACGGAGAUCUCCAAGGUGCCCAGCUUGGCCAAGCUACUGGUGGUGUGGAACAACCAGAACAAGAGUCCUCCUGAAGAGUCUCUCUGGCCCAAGAUAGCUGUGCCUCUCAAAGUUGUACGCACCAAAGAGAACAAGCUGAGCAACCGCUUCUUCCCCUACGACGAGAUCGAGACGGAGGCAGUGCUGGCCAUCGAUGAUGACAUCAUCAUGCUUACGUCCGACGAACUGCAGUUUGGCUACGAGGUGUGGAGGGAGUUCCCAGACAGGCUGGUGGGGUACCCUGGCCGCCUGCACCUCUGGGACCACGAGAUGGGCAAGUGGAAGUACGAGUCGGAGUGGACCAAUGAGGUCUCCAUGGUUCUCACCGGAGCAGCCUUUUACCACAAGUACUUCAACUAUUUGUACACAUACAAGAUGCCGGGAGACAUCAAGAACUGGGUGGACGCACACAUGAACUGUGAAGAUAUCGCCAUGAACUUCCUGGUUGCCAACAUCACUGGCAAAGCCCCAAUAAAGGUGACCCCCAGGAAGAAGUUUAAGUGCCCGGAAUGCACUGCCAUUGACGGGCUGUCCCUGGACCAGACGCACAUGGUGGAAAGAUCUGAAUGCAUCAACAAGUUUGCAUCUGUGUUCGGCACGAUGCCUCUGAAGGUGGUGGAGCACCGCGCCGACCCAGUCCUCUACAAGGACGACUUCCCAGAGAAGCUCAAGAGCUUCCCCAACAUCGGCAGCCUCUGAGCCCCCCAGACCCCAAGCCCCCUCCCCUGUAAUCAGAUCCCACCUUGGGGUCUACACAAGGAUUUUGUCCGUUUGAGAUUGUACUUGCAUAGCUUUGUUUCUAUGAUUUCUGCAUGUUCGACAAUUUUGACUAUGAGGCUAUUGAAAGAAAGUGUUUUACUGGAGUUUUUACCCUUACAAAUCUGCUGCAUUGUACUUUGUUUUAUUUAGUUGAGGCCAAGACAUAUUUUUGAAUUUACAUUCUUUUUUUGCUGUUGACAAAGGCUGUUCAUGUGGCUUAAAAGUGGCCCUAAUCAAUCUUUUAUAAAGGUGUCUCAUGGAAUCUGAUCUUCUCAAUCCUGUAUUUGGUCCUAAAUCAGAUACAGGUCCGAUGUUUUGCAAUGCGACCUCAGAAUGAACAGUCAUAUCGGAUUCAUGCAACCUUUACCAGCUCUAGAUCUAUAUUUGUCACUAUUCUGCACAUAAUCUGAUCUGAGCAAUAAAUAAAAGACCAAGACCCCUCAAGAAUGGGAUGGUGCUAGAAGAGACCAUCCAUGUAGGUAGGCGCUAACCAGUGUAUAGAACACACACACACACACACACACACACAGUAUAGCAACACACAGUAUAGCAACACAGAUUAGGAUUGUACAGUUUUAACAUGUUUUUAAUGACUAAUGGGUAAAAAUGUCAUUUUAAUUUAUGAUGCUCAUUUUGUUCUUUAAUUUCCCAAAGCCCUUCUUUUUUGAAUGGUCACAUGACGGUUAUAUAUGUAUAUAAAGCUGUGAUGUUUGGAAAAGGUUAUUGCAACAAUUAAUUACUUUUCUAUAAGUUCUUAGUGAGAGUUGCAGGUAUUUUACUGUUGGCGAUAUGUGGGGGUUAUAUCAUUGAUGGAUGAGACGCAAAGUUCAUCUUUAAAACAAAUGCAAACUUUGUUGCUGGUCAUGUUUAGUGUAUUCUGAAUUUUCCAAACUAAACAGGGUUUAUUCAAUCACUUUUCCAGCAAAUGUCCUCUGAUAUUUCAGUAGUGGUCAUUAAUAAUGUGCACACCAUUGAAUAUAUUCCUCUGCUUGACGUAUUUAUUAAAAUUUGAUGUAUGUGCACAGCAAAAAGGGAACAAAACAUUCGGUCAUUUACAAAUUGUCCUCCUUUUUUAUUUUUUUUUAAAAAGGAUUCUUUAUUUUGAAGUCGAGUGCUUUUAACCUUUUUAUUCUGUCAUUGCAAUUGCUAUAAUUAUACAAUUAUUUAUAUCUAUAUCUAUAAUUGUAUAAUUAUAAGUUUAUAAUAUUAUAAAUAUUGCAUUGAACUCAAACCUUUUUCCUUUGCCUUGUGACGCUUGCGGCCAAUUUUUACUUUUGUAAGAUGUAUAGUGUGUGUUAAAAUAACUUGUGUUGUAAAAACAAAUCUAUAUAAACUAUAUAAUACAACUUUUAAAUAAACAUGAAAAACAUGA